AGGACGAGCGGUCGCGAUUGGCUGCCGCUCGCGGAACGGCACCUACGGAUUGGGCAGGGGCUGGCGGCGCGAGGCCUGCUGGUGCGCGCGGGCGGCUGGCUCCCGACGCUCGGCCGCCGCCAUGUGGAGCGGGCACGGUACCUUCGACGGCGGGUACGGCACCGUGGGCACUUCGGGGCCUCCGGGAGGCUACAUGCAGUCCCCGGGCGGCUUUGGCUCCCCCGCUGGCACGCAGGCGGAGAAGAAGCAGAGAACCCGCUCCCAGAACAUCGUGCCCUGCACCGUGUCGCAGCUGCUGGCAGCCGAGCAGGUCGACGAGUCCUUCCGGAUCCGCGACGUGGAGAUCUCCCAGGUCACCAUCGUGGGGAUCGUCCGGCACGCUGAGAAAGCACCGACCAACAUUCUCUACAAAGUGGAUGACAUGACUGCAGCCCCGAUGGACGUCAGGCAGUGGGUCGAUACUGAUGAGGCAGGUGGUGAGAAUGUUGUGGUACCUCCAGGAACUUAUGUCAAAGUAGCUGGUCACCUUCGGUCUUUCCAGAAUAAGAAAAGUUUGGUGGCCUUUAAGAUAAUGCCUCUGGAAAAUAUGAAUGAGUUCACCACACACAUCCUGGAGAUUGUCAAUGCACAUGUGGUCCUCAGGAGAAAUCUUAUGGAAGCAUCGAGAGGGCCGCAGGCAUUCCCCUCCGCUGGCGUGGGUAGCUAUGGAGGAGUCUGCAGCCUGCCCUUGAACGGACUCACAGCCCAUCAGAGCCAGGUGCUGAACUUGAUUAAGAACUGCCCUGUCCCAGAAGGCAUGAGUCUUCAGGAGCUGAAGGCUCAGCUCCACAGUAUGAGCAUGUCAACAAUCAAGCAAGCUGUUGAAUUUCUGAGCAGUGAGGGACACAUCUACUCCACUGUGGAUGAUGACCACUAUAAGUCGACGGAUGCUGAAUGAGGUUGGCCCCAGCUGGAUUUAGUUCUGAGCAAAUUCUUGUGUCAAAUUAUCCUGCCAAGCCUUGCCGUGCAGAAGGUGAUCUUUGCUCUUUCUAGCCUGUGGAAAUCCCAGUUCCUCUGUGAGUGCCUCCCCUUGGAUUCCAGGGACAAGCAGAAGGUAGAGACUUGGUUACCUGCUGUGGCUAUGUGACUGAAAGCAUCAACAGACAUGGGAGAGUUGCACUCUGAAAGCUCCAGAGCCUGGGAUUUGCUUUUGGCUUUUCAGAGGAUGCUUGUGUUAGAAAGAAAAAACCCUUUCUAAUCUUGUCCUCUGGUCCUGGGCAGAUUGUCUUUGUUUCUAGAGCUGUUUCUCCUAGCUCACAUUUCAUUCCGUGUCAUUUCAUUUCAUGUCAUUUCAUUCACACAUUGGUGGGUAGCCAAGAGGAGGAUUUCACUCCUGUACAGUAAUCAUGAGUAGAUUUUUAAUUGGGUUAGCCCAUGCAUUUGGCUCUCUAUUUGUACUGACAGGUAUUUUGUUACCAGAGCUUUGGAGUGGUUCAAUAAAAUUUUAACUUGGUUAGUCUUGGA
Messenger RNA from Pogoniulus pusillus (Red-fronted tinkerbird), 1503 nucleotides. It is a transcript of the gene RPA2, whose product is annotated as replication protein A2. Gene Ontology annotation, cellular component: site of double-strand break; nucleus; chromosome, telomeric region. The coding region runs from base 122 to 937 and encodes 271 amino acids. The record is from RefSeq and is a predicted model, not a curated record. Gene Ontology annotation, molecular function: single-stranded DNA binding. Gene Ontology annotation, biological process: double-strand break repair via homologous recombination; nucleotide-excision repair; DNA replication. The transcript is spliced from 9 exons. NCBI's taxonomy places the organism in Eukaryota, Metazoa, Chordata, Aves, Piciformes, Lybiidae.